CCACAACCAUGGCGUCGCAAAAACCGCCGGCGCUGCCGAUGCUCCGCGAUGAGGAAGCGGGCGUAAUGGGCCUGACGGAAGUCGAGCCCAGCCCUGUAGACGAAACACCCGCCGAGUUCAAGGAAGGAUACUUUCCAUCCGCAGGAAAUGGGGAGCGAGAUGGGCAAGAAGAGUUCGGGUUGCCGCGGACAACGACGACGACGUUGGGGUUAGGCGGUAGCCAUGGGCCGGUGUGGUGGUUAACGCGCCUACAAAAGUACUCCUCCUACGCAUUCGGCGUCUUCACCGCUUUCCACAUCGCAAACACCUCCCUUAUCCCCCUCGCCGUCCGCUCCGUGCCCGAAGCAAACCGCUACCUCCUCCUCACGCGCCCCUACUACCAAUCCACACUCGCCGAGCCCCUCGUCGUCGCCCUCCCGCUCCUCGCACACAUCACGAGCGGCGUCGCCCUCAGGCUGUAUAGGAGGAGCCAAGCGCUCCAACGCUACGGCGCCGAAACACGGACAGACAAGCGCUCGAUCCCCUGGCCAGCGCUCAGCGGCACGUCGCUACUAGGCUAUAUCCUCCUCCCGCUCGCCAGUUUCCACGUGUGGACCACGCGCAUUCUCCCGCUGUACAUGCACGGCGACAACAGUUUGAUCAGCCUCUCAUACAUAAGCCACGGCUUCGCGACACACCCCUUCAUCUCGUUCGCCGGUUUCACAGCGCUGGUGGGGACGGGCGUGUGGCAUUUUGCGUGGGGCGUUGCGCAGUGGAUGGGCUGGAAGCCGAGUCAAGUGUCACCGUAUUCCGAGCAGAGGGACUUGGAUAAGAAGAGGAGGUGGUAUGGCAUCAACAGUGUUGCUGCGUUGGUUGCUAGUGUUUGGCUUGCAGGCGGGCUUGGUGUGGUUGGUAGGGCGGGGAAGACGGUAGGGUGGAUUGGGAGGGAGUUUGAUGAGUUGUACAGAUAUAUCCCCUUCAUGCACAGCUCAUGAGGGAAACAUGAUAUGGAAGGAGAUGACGGGGAAGAAAGAGAGGAAGGAAGAAAUCAUGGAAGAGCUUGAAUUGUAUGUAUGAUUGGAUGUUCAGAUGCAUAUGAUGGUAGCGACAUUGUUCGUUGUUUUGUAGGUAUACCCCGCGAAUGCUAUGAUAGACUUGCAUACAGCUCUGCAUAGCUGUUCCACGUAAACGUCCUCGGUGUCGAC
This is a messenger RNA of Macroventuria anomochaeta, 1184 nucleotides long. RefSeq lists its product as uncharacterized. Bases 9 to 974 code for a protein of 321 amino acids. The record is from RefSeq and is a predicted model, not a curated record. Gene Ontology annotation, cellular component: mitochondrial outer membrane. The transcript is spliced from 2 exons. NCBI's taxonomy places the organism in Eukaryota, Fungi, Ascomycota, Dothideomycetes, Pleosporales, Didymellaceae. Gene Ontology annotation, biological process: lipid homeostasis; mitochondrion organization.